AUGUGGUCGGCUGGAAGAGACGCCGUCGUCCUGUUGUCGCUGGUCUCCGUUCUCCGGUGCCAGGCCGACACGAUCAGUGAGUUUGCGGAGGAAGGCGACGACGACCACAACCACGAAAUCCUGCGGGUUCUCCCCUACACGUACAACUGGACUCACAGGCCCAGGAUUCCAGGUCGCUGGCUGGAUGUGACGCGUGCAGCACACAUCCUCAGCUUCGGAGCUGUGUCUGAACAAACUAUGGACUUCGAGGUUAGCCUGCAGGUGGCGCAGGAAUGGCGGGACCACCGCCUGGCGAACCUGACUCAGAACGCCUGGCUCCCCGUGGACGCCGGUGUGCAGAUGUGGAGACCUCACGUGGACUUCGCCAACACCAAAUCCCUGGACAUCGCCACUGCCGAGGAGGAGACGACCAUGUGGGUGUCACAGGGAGGCAUAGUCAACCUGAUCGUCAGGUACAACAUCAAGGCUUCCUGUCCAAUGACUCUGCACGCCUUCCCAAUGGAUCGUCAGAUCUGCCACAUCAGGCUGGACGGGUUUGAUGACACUCGUCUUGAGUGGGGUUUGGCAUCGCUCAUGACGAUGAACGCUGAACCAGUCAUAUCCGACGCGACUGCCUUCCACUCUCAGUUCAAGCUAAUGGGGAUAACUACCAAAUCCUACGUCACCUCGUUUCUACCAUCUGUUCAUGGAAAAGGCUGCACGUUCUCCGAACAAACUUGUGAUUACGCCGACUCUGACACCUGUCAGGCCAACACGAAGCUGUGCGCAGACGACGCCGGGUCAGCGGAGUGUGACAAGUGUCUGUAUUACACGGGAACAUGUGCUAACACCACCAAACAGUGCGAGCUGUUGGAGAAGGGUGACAAGAGCACGUACACGUCAUUAGAGAUCCAGUUUCACCUGUCCAGGAGGUUCGCCUACCACCUGAUGCAGAUGUACGUCCCCUCCACCUUCAUAGUCAUCAUGUCAUGGAUCUCCUUCUGGAUCGAGAUCGUUCUGACCAUGACGACCCAGAGUUCGCGCAGCCACGCCAUGCAGGAGGUCUCGUACGUCCGAGCCAUCGACAUCUGGAUCGCCGCCUGCCAGCUCUUCGUCUUCUCUGCCUUAGUCGAAUACGCCGUAGCGUACAGAUGCUGGCUUGCACAGAAGAACGACAGGCGUGCUAUCAUAACCAUGGAAACUACCAAGCUGACGGAAAACGGUACGUCACCAGAGCACCAGCCAAUAGAAAUCAACGGCGCGGAUGAAAAGUGCAACGGUUGCAACUUCUUCCCUGCCCAGAACAUCGACCGAGCGUGCAGGAUGGUGUUCCCUUCGCUGUUCGUCUUGUUCAACGUGACAUAUUGGACCUUCUAUUUGCUGUGUACACCGUGA
Messenger RNA from Branchiostoma belcheri (Belcher's lancelet), 1374 nucleotides. RefSeq names its product glycine receptor subunit alphaZ1-like. Bases 1 to 1374 code for a protein of 457 amino acids. Gene Ontology annotation, cellular component: neuron projection; membrane; synapse. Gene Ontology annotation, molecular function: neurotransmitter receptor activity; chloride channel activity; transmembrane signaling receptor activity. The transcript has 9 exons. Gene Ontology annotation, biological process: nervous system process; signal transduction; regulation of membrane potential. NCBI's taxonomy places the organism in Eukaryota, Metazoa, Chordata, Leptocardii, Amphioxiformes, Branchiostomatidae. The record is from RefSeq and is a predicted model, not a curated record.